AUAGUUUUGGUGCACAUAUAUAUUGCGGUCAUAGAAAUUGCUGAAUUUCUGUUUAAACCUUACUCUAAUCAAAAUGUCUAUUGAGUAUUCACCAAACCAAUAAAUCUCAUAUGCUUGAAUUGCCGAGUCAGCUGCGAAUAACACACAUCAUGUUUCAUAGAUUUCUACUGAUUACAGCUAAAGUUUUCCUGACUCUCUCUUAUCCUUUCCCAGCUGACUCACAAAAGGAUUUAGUACAACCGGAUGAAACGCACUUAGAAGGAGUCCCCUCUUUUAUUCAACAUCCAAAGCCACAAUAUUACACAAUGAAGGAUCAUCCAGCAACGAUUGAAUGUGUAGCUGAACCAGUUUCACAUGCUGCCAUUAAAUGUGCUGAACAGACGAUACCUUACAAAGGUCCCGGUGAAUCUGGAAGGUUACAAGUCACACAAUUAAAUUCAGAAAACCAACCAGAUCCAGAAGGGAAACGCUGGGUGUUACGUAUGAAGGUCAAAGCUCGAGAAGUCGAAGAAUGGUUCGACUCAUAUGUUUGCCAUUGUGAAGCUUGGAACAAAGUAGUGGAGUUACAAAGACCAAAGAAAGUCAUAAGCAAGCCGACAGUAGUCAAGGAAGCAUACUUGGAUAAAAAGUUUCAACUGGAACCAGUUUCUACAGACUUGGCUGUCAGUAAACGUCUCGUUCUCACAUGCAUGCCACCCAAAGGGGAUCCUGAUCCUGAGGUUUUUUGGUUGAAAAAUGAGAAGCGUGUUGAUAGCAAAUCAUUUCCCCAUAUCAUAAUCAAUGACUAUAACCAUCUCAUCAUUGAGAAUACAACAGUUGCUGAUAGUGGAAAUUACACGUGCGUAGCAUCAUGUUUGGGCAUUGAAUAUAGGUAUGCAAAUGCACGUGUCAACAUAUUUCCUUAUAAUUCGGUUAUGAAUCGACCAGUAAAUGAUGACCUAGUCGAUUGGGGCGAAUGGGGAGCAUGUCAUAAGCUUACAAUUGAAGGGAAUAAUCCUAGAACGGUUUGUCAGCAAACGCGUUAUCGUCUAUGUGCAAAUCAACCAGCUUCUAGGUCUGAAGUAAAAUUAACAGAUUCUAAUCGCUUAGCAAAUGAUCGGUGCCCUCUACCUAUAUUUGAAACGAGAAACUGCUCAUCAAACCAAUGUACAAGUAUUUUACAUUCAGUUGAUCCUAAAGGGAUUUACAUUUUGGAUACGAAGUUAUCAACUACUGCUUCCACGAUAUCAAGUACACAAAUGUUUAGAACUCGAGAAAUCGCUAUUUAUGUUGGCUUGUUCUUAUCCUUAGCUGUUCUGCUGGCUAUUGUAGCUAUAGUUGCUCUCAUAACGAGAAGAAAAAGUCUGAAAUUCUCGACUACACGCGCAAUUCAUUAUUCUACUUGUUUUCAUGGUAAGCGGUCAUGUCGACAAGACAAAGUUGGCAAGAAACCCCAAGACUUACUACUGUCGGGUGAUCUGACACAAACUAUGAUAACGAUAAUGAAUCCAAGCGUAGCUGAUGUUCAAAAUCAAAAAAUGGGUAGAAUGAACCAGAAUUAUAACACGAAUAACAUGAAUGGCUCACCUGGCAUGACAAAUUUAAUGAAUGGUGCAAUCAACGGAUUUCAGAUUCAACAUCAGUAUAGUUCUGCACAAGUUAACAAUAUUCCUCUAAGUACAGUUGGACAAAGCUUGGUGUUUACAAACGGUGCAUCACUGAGAACGCCAACCUCACUUCUGGCGAACCUACCUCCUCCUCCUGCACCACCACCACCACCUCCACCAACUCCUCCACCUCCACUACCAGUACCUUUGCCUCCGAUUCCAACUACAUCUGUUACCCUCGAUGGGAACAAUGCAGCAUCUGAUCUCCCUGCAUAUGCUGGAUUCCCAAGUAACUUGCCGGGUACACAGCAUUUUAUGAAUAAUUUAUCUUGUCACGUUAAUGGGUAUUUGAAUUCCGGCCAAUAUAUGCAGACAAGUGUGGGGCUUAAUAACCAUGUGGUGAAUUUAGCAGCAGAGCCCACAUAUGUUGGAUCUGAGGUAGGUUUACCUAGACUAACAUGUGGACAGAAUUUCAACUUAUCCGGACAUCCAGCUGUAAUUGGUGGUAAUAUAAAUGUUCCAGUUGACAGUCCAUCGGGCCCUUCUCCAGCGAAUACAGGGACAACUAUCACAGCUGUUGGGUCAUGUAACGGAGGAAGUAGUAAUGGAUCAAUGGGACCACCUAUUAAUGGAUGUUUAGUAAACAGAAGUCACAACAACUUCACCAUGAAUUAUUUGAAUUCAGAAACUGAAGCAUUUAAUGAUAAAUCUAGGCCGCAGUCUGGCUUAUAUCAUGAACUAUCUUUAGACAGAUGUUCUGCCAGUCGAUCACUUUUAUCUGAACUUAAGGAUCCCUUCAAUUUGGACACCAUUGUACGUGGUACCAUAUCGUGUAGCGGUGAUCAACUUGCUUUACAAGAAUCAGGUGUUUUCCUAACUAUACCCCAGGGUGCAUUACAGCCUAAUUCAUCUGCUGAAAUUUAUUUAGCUAUAUGUAGAGAAGAUAAGCAUCGUCCUACACUAGGAGAUCAUCAAACUUUAAUAAGUCCUGUUAUUCAAUUUGGUCCAGUAGAUCUGCAUUUGUCGAAACCUGUACUUCUAUCGUUCCCUCAUUGUGCAGCAUUAAAUCAAAGUAGUUGGCUUAUACGUGUUUUAGCGCUAGGACAGCAUUUCAGUCGCUCACCUAAUAAUUUAAAUACAUCAGAUACAAAUGCUUAUGCAUCCACUUAUAAUGGAUUAUCGUCAAAUCUUGAUAACUUUUCUUGGCAAGAGGUGGGUAUUAUUGGUUAUGAAUCAAACAACAAUAAUCUAGUGUGUCAUCUCGACUUUAACAUGGCCCACUUAAUGACUGAUUGUGCACAACGUUACUGUUUAGUUGGUGAAACACAAAAAAUCCUAGGUGGAAGUCUUUUUCCAUUCAACCAUGUUCAUAACAAAAGCUGUAGUCAUACUGAAUUUCAAGAUUUAUCCAAUGGUGUCAACAGCAACGGUUUGCAACGCAUGAAAACUGCUUACAAUGCUAACAACAAUAAUGUUAUGACAGACAGUUCACAAGACAGUGGAUUCUUGUCUGAUUUACAACCUGCGACAAAAAUUCUGAAAUUAGCUGCUUUUUCUGGACCUCUGAUACCAACAAUCGACUAUAAUAUACGUGUUUAUGUACUAGCAGAUACGAAAGAUGCCUUGGAACAUGUUUUGAGUGUCGAGAGAAGACUUGAAGGAAAACUGUUAGACAAUCCUAAGUCUUUACUGUUCAGAGACAGUGGUGGAGGGCUAUGCUUUUUUAUUGAAGAUAUUUCCACAGGUUGGAGAAGUAGACUGCAAACGAAAUCCCAGGAAAUACCUUUCCGACAUAUAUGGAAUGGAACGCAAAUGUCAACACUGCACUGUGCUUUUUCACUAGAACAUUUGGAUCCGCAUCAGACAACAGUUUCCUGUAAAAUUGUGGUUUACCAGGAGAAUUCCCAACUGCAAAGUCAAGUUUUGAAAAUUUCCAGCCAAAAGUUUGAGAUUUCAAAUUCCUCUCAACUGAAGUCCGGAACUUCAAGAACAAGAUUCUCUAGCCCUGAAGACGGCGGUUCAGAAGUCCACCACUCACCUAUUUCAUACAGACUACCAGCUGUUGUCACUCAAAAACUUUGUAAAUUGUUGGAAGGUCGAGACAAUGAGUGGCAUAAACUAGCUAAACAAAUGGGUAUGGAAAGAGUUUUUGACUGAUCAGAAUGAAUUGGACGUAGCGUCACACGAUAAUACACAAACUGUUUGUAGCUCAUGGUGAGAAGUCUAAGUCAUGUUUUAGCUCAGACUGAUUUAUCAACAUAUAUUCCAGUGAAGUUUCGACGACAAAUGGUUGUUAACCAUAAUGCCGGCUCACGAAGCACAUCAAUAUGAAAAUACCACUUUGCAUUUCUGUCAUAUAUACUAAUCCCACACUGUUUGUUGCAAUAACACAUUUCAGGUACAUUUUCUAUCUGAAAUCUCAAUCAAGUCCCACAACAGUUCUUCUAAAUAUGUGGGAAGCUCGACAUCGUGAUGAACCAACAGUGAACAACUUAAAGGCUAUCUUCUUUGCUAUGGAUCGGAUGGACUGUGCAAAUAUAUUGGAUCUAGAUAUGAAUUCACAAAGUUGCCGUCGCUAAAUAUGCAUAAAAUAGAGUGCAAAAAUGAACAAUAUUUACAAAUAUUAUCACCUUAAGUAUACACCGUAAAAAAGAUGUGUUGAUGCGAAUUAGAGUAUACAUUUCCAAAAUACAUAUCUUAGAUUUAUUACUUCAGUAAAAUAGGUAAUUUGAUGCAUUUAAUUAAGUACACCGAUAUAACAUGAUGGACUGUUAUUAUACUUCUAACGCCACAUCAACAAGUGGGUAAGAAGUAAGAUAUCUAGCAACUCGCAUGGAGGUUCUCAAUAUCUAGUGUCUGAACCUCUUGACAAGAACAAGUCUUUCGAUAUUCCACUUAAAAACCCAGCUAACAAUUUAUCACAAGUUAUUGCUAUACUGAUUCCUUAUUCAUUCAGUAUGGUUAUUACCCGAUAUGACAAUGAUGACAGACAACAUUCGUCAUAUUAUAACUGGUGAAGACAUCAAAUUCAUCAUUUUGUAACUCUCAUUUUUCAUUGGCUGCAUACAACAUACAAUGGACAGUAAACCCUAUUCCAUGCAUUUAACUAUUAUAGUAGAUUGUGGUUUUGAUGAGUCUGCCCAUCAUGUACAUGAAUGCAAGCAUGAACAACGGCCUGAAUGUUCGAUUGACUUUGAAAUUUUCGCAAAGACCUCGCUUAGUAAACAUUAGCAAUAUUAUUUCGCCACUUAUCUUUGUCUGUUUGUUUAUUCACCCGUCUGUAAGUGCUUGCCUGCUAAUUUGAUACUUAUAUUGUACAGUUUUUCAUUUUAACUACACAAAAGUUAUUAUGAACAUGUCAAUUGUGAAAAUAAACAAGGAUUAGUUUGUUU
Messenger RNA from Heterobilharzia americana, 4978 nucleotides. The record is from the annotation of a GenBank genome assembly. Lineage: Eukaryota; Metazoa; Platyhelminthes; Trematoda; Strigeidida; Schistosomatidae.